This is a messenger RNA of Macadamia integrifolia, 1665 nucleotides long. RefSeq names its product nuclear pore complex protein NUP98A-like. Lineage: Eukaryota; Viridiplantae; Streptophyta; Magnoliopsida; Proteales; Proteaceae. The transcript has 6 exons. The record is from RefSeq and is a predicted model, not a curated record. Gene Ontology annotation, biological process: protein import into nucleus; RNA export from nucleus; post-transcriptional tethering of RNA polymerase II gene DNA at nuclear periphery. Gene Ontology annotation, molecular function: structural constituent of nuclear pore. Bases 88 to 1476 code for a protein of 462 amino acids. Gene Ontology annotation, cellular component: nuclear pore; nuclear pore cytoplasmic filaments.
GCUGCUCUAGCUUCUCUUCGAUACAAUUCCUCCUAUCCCUGUGUGUGUCUUUUAGAGAGAGAAAGAGAACCACAACAACAGUUAAGGAUGUUCGAUUGGAGUCAGUGGAACAAGAACUUGGACGAGUCACCAUCAAAUAUGCCACUGGGGUCCUCUACUUCUGAUUCUUCAAGGCUUGGCUUGGGGGAUUCUUCCACACCUGCGGCUAUUGGCAACUCAUCGUUCUCCUUAUUUCCUGGAUUUUCCAUGACUGGACAGAAGCCUAUAGGCUUUGGGUGCAAUCCUUUUCCAAUUGGAAACCCAUAUCAAACAACACAAGAAGCAUCUGGGAACAAUAUAUUUGGUCCAAAACCAACCUCUGGGGCAUUCAUUCAGCCUGCAACAAGCCAGCAACCAGGACUUGAUGCCUCAAGUUCCCAAGCUUUUGGGUUUGCAGCAGCUUCAGCAUUUGGUAGUACAGGAACAACCCCUUUUGUGUCUAGUGCACCAGCUUUUGGAUUUGGGGGAGCAGUGGAGGAUUCUAAUUCAAUAUCUGGUUCUGGCAGCCCUGCAUCCUCCUUUUGUGGAUCUUUUAGAAUUGCUCUGAAGUGUGCUACUUGUGGAAGUUUUGAUUGGAUUCCUCAUGUAACACAACCACAGCACCCUCUAUUUGGUUCAACACAACCUUUGGGCGGAUCAAGUCAGUCUCUGUUUGCUGGUUCUAUAACAUCGGGUUCUCUUAGAAUUGGUCUGAAGUGUGCUACUUGUGGAGGUUUUGAUUGGGUUCCUCAUUUAACACAACCACAUCAGCAUCUAUUUCAUUCAACUACACAACCCUUGGUUGGAUCAAGUCAGCCUAAGUUUGCUAGUUCUAAAACACCAGGUUUUGGUACCACUACAUGCUUUCCAACAAGAGGUGUUAAAAGCAACCCAACAUUUGGGCCUCCAACAACUUCAACAUUUGGUAGCCUAGGUACCACUACAUGCUUUUCAACAGGUGCGACAAGCAACCCCACUUUUGGGACUGAAACAACUUCAACAUUUGGUAGCAAAGGAACAGCCUUUGCCUUAUCUAGUGCAUCCACAUCUGAGGCUGUGAACAAGCCUGUUUUCGGGUCAUCAACCACUACUGCUUUUGGCUCUUCAAGUGCUCUAUCCUUUAGCAUCAGUAUAACUCCAGCCUUCAGCUCAGUAGAAAGCACUCCAUUUGGAUCUAGUCCAUCUCUUUAUGGAGUUCAGAAUUCUCCUUCAGUCUUUCCCAAACCAGAUUUUGGAGGCCAAGGUGGAGGGAGUAGAGUAGCACCUUACAGUCCUUUAGUUUUUCUGGAAAAUCGAAGUAGCAAAAUGUCUCUUGGGAAGCUAAUGUCAAUAUCGGCUGUGCCUACUUACAAUGAUAAAAGCCAUGAAGAACUGAGGUGGGAGGACUAUAAGUUAGGGGAUAAAGGUGGUUCCGGUGCUGCUGCCCAAUCUAUUUAUGUUAGAUCAACAUCAUCAUAAUGGAUUUCGGUGCAACUUUGUCGUUAUUAGUGAACUUCAAAGGGAGACUGAGAGUCCAUAAUCAUUGGAUGUAGAUGUUUCUUUUCUUUUAUUAGGCUGCAAUUGUAUUGUUGUCCAUGGUUUAAACUUGAAAACCAGAUUCCACUAAGGCACAUUUGAUUAGAGUCGACUUGAGGACUUCUAAGUUUA